Messenger RNA from Dimorphilus gyrociliatus, 2142 nucleotides. The record is from the annotation of a GenBank genome assembly. NCBI's taxonomy places the organism in Eukaryota, Metazoa, Annelida, Polychaeta, Dinophilidae.
AGUUUUGGGUUCAAGGACGGAUUUGAGUUUUUAAAUUAGUAGGAGAAACUUUCACAGGCAUCAUGUCAUCGCAGUGUGACUGUAAACCAACUACAAAAUGUAUUAAUAGCGAAAAAAUAUCGAAGACUGAACUAGAGAGGCAUUUAGCUUCUUUGGGAAGGAAAGAACGUCACAACUAUGCAAUUAAUCAUGAUAUACCGGUGAAUCCCUUUUCUGGGCGUAAAAUUGAAUGGAGCCCUACAACUUUUAAUACAGUCAAGGCAGUUGAUUUGUUUGACGAUAGUCUGCCAUCUCCAAACCAUUCGUUAAUGGAUGAUGAUCGACGAGCUUCUAUAACUCACCAACAGUCAAUUGUAUCAUGCGAACAUAAGGAAAUUUCGGAAGAAAGAAGGGAAAUAUCUAGAGUAUUUUUUGAAAGUUACGUUGGACCACCAUCGCCCAAUCAUAGAUCAAUUAAUAUUGUAAAUGAAACUCAGGAACAAGAAAUGAAAUUUGAAAAAGUGAAGUCGGAAACAGAAACAAAAGAUUCUUCAACUCAAACUGAAUGGUGUAUAGACCCGGAUUGGGCUCAUUCGGGAUCUGUUCCAUUUCUCAGGUUGUUAUCAUCAGGUGACGAUGAACUUUUUGACGCUAGUCAUAUUGUAUAUUUACCGCUAUACAAAAAGUCAAAUUGGCGACCGUUAUUGGCAACGGAAAUUCUUCCGAAGGCCUAUUUUACAGAUGGCCGCGGUAAUUUAAUGUGUGAUCAAUAUAGAAAAGUUAUUGACGGUGAUGAUGGACCCUCAGGUAUGACCCCAAAUGAAUAUCGUCUCAUGCAAAGAACUCAUAAACUCGAUGAAUCGCCAAAGAUAACGCCGAAAUUCGGAAGAGAAAGAUUCAUUGAAUCCCCUUGUGGCCUUAGCAAAUUUUCUCCAAAGCUCUCACCAAUAACACCUCAAACCAAACCUCCCCAACGAUCAGGCUCUUCAACUUUCCGUCUAAAUAUUUCUCCUAUUUUAGCCAAUAGUCCUAAUUUAUACGGACCAGUCGGAGUUGGUAGGAUAAGAAAAAAUUCAGGAACCGUUGCACCAUUCGCUGGACAAUUGAGCUUUUGUUUAGACGAUGACGAUGAAGAGGAAGAUGUUGAAUCAAACGAGAAAAAGCCGAGAAAAGAAGAAAAUAAUUUUAAUCGUAGGAAAGUAAAACAGAAAGGACCAGUCGUAAAUAGUACAAUGCGUAGUAUUAGUCAAAUGGACGAAAAUAGCACAAUUCCAGACCAAGGAUAUUUAACGAUGAGCACAAGAAUGUCGGAAAAUAUGGAUGGAACGGAUAUAUCAGAUGCUGCAAUGGCUUCUACUCCAUCGAAAAAUCGGCUCUUUCAAGCUCUUUUAUCAACAAAUUGCGAACAAGUGGAAGAAAAAUAGCUUGUUCGGUCAACUUUAAGCCGUAUAUUUUUUUUCCUUUAAUUUAGAACACUUUAAAAUAAUUACAAAUGAAGAAAAUUUUAGUAACUUUAUUCUCUUAUUUAAAUUAGCCUUACUAAAAGUUUGGCUAUAAUUUUCAUUUAGAUUAUAAAAAGUCAUAACGUGUCAGUGUUCAAUAAAGUCUUAUUCACAUUUAGAAAAAAAAUCAUUUGUUUUCUCUUUAACGGUUUUUAUUCUUCUAAACAUGCAUGUCAACUUUCUAAAAUUAACAAUAAUGAAAACGGGUAAAACGUUUAAUUCAAAUCGAUUAAAAAGCAAUAAAGACCCGAUACAAUAGCAAUAAAAACUGGUAUUAAAGGAAUAACUAAUUCAAACAAACAAGUUUCGUUUAUUUACUAAUAUAUGCAGUCUAAUUGAAAGUUCUUCUUUGAAAUAGGUAAGAAAUUAAACAAGGUAGUUUGUCAAGUAAGAAACUUUAUUAUUAUAUUAGUAUAAAUAAAAACAUAAGAAGAUAACAAUAGACGAAAAGAACUCUUUAACAUGCGUUUAUUUUAAAUUAUUAAAUAAAUUAAAGUCUUUCUUUAAUAUAUAGUAUUUUGAUUGAACGUAACGUAAACAAUGUAAAGUAUAACCUGAAAAGCAUAAAGACAAACUUCGUAAAAUAUAUACUGUGAUUGAUUUUAAUUAUAUAUAAUAUAUACAGUGUAUAUAUACACCAUAUCCGAUAUGUAAUCGCUUA